CAUUCCGAACUCUCUUCAGUUUGGUUCUCUUGUCUCUGUUGAUAAAGUUCCCAAUUUAUCAGUGAAAAAUGAACCUAUUCUUGGUUAUCUGCCAGGGAGUAAAGAGCUCAAGGAAUUGGAAAGUGCCUUGAAAGAGACAGCCUCUAAUGUGGAGGACGUGCCAAUCGUCAUUGGGGAUGAAGAAAUUAGAACUAAGAAUGUUAAAUACCAAGUGAUGCCCCAUAACCACUCUAAGAAAAUAGCUCAGUACUAUUAUGCUACACCAGAUCUGGUGAAGAAAGCUAUCAGCACUGCCACUGAGGCACAGAAAAAGUGGGACCGUGUACCAAUGUCUGAGCGUAUAAAUAUGUGGAUGAAGGCAGCUGACCUGAUGGCCACCAAGUAUCGGGCUCAACUCAACGCGACUACCAUGUUAGGACAAGCUAAAGUAGUCAUUCAGGCUGAAAUUGAUUCAGCCUGUGAACUUAUUGACUUUGUAAGGUUCAAUGCUCAUUUUGCUAACGAAUUAGCAGACUAUUCUCCCAUUAGUCCCAACCCAAAGGAAGGGAAAAAUUCACUGAGGUACCGUGGUAUUGAUGGGUUCAUUGCUGCAGUUUCACCUUUCAACUUCACUGCCAUUGGUGGAAAUUUGGCUUACACUCCUGCUCUCAUGGGUAACGGAGUAUUGUGGAAGCCAUCAGACACAGCUCUCCUAUCCAAUUACACAAUUUUUAAAAUUAUGCGAGAGGUUGGUGUUCCUGCUGGCGUUGUCAACUUUGUACCAGCUCUUGGACCAGAUUUUGGAGAUACUAUCACAAACUCUAAGCACUUAGCUGGCAUUAAUUUUACAGGUUCAGUUCCUACUUUUAAUCGUCUUUGGAGACAAGUUGGAGAAAGGUUGAACAGUUACCGGAAUUUCCCCCGGCUUAUUGGAGAGUGUGGUGGAAAAAAUUACCAUUUCGUUCACUCCAGUGCUGAUGUCACAUCUGUUGUGAAUGGUACAAUCCGAUCAGCCUUUGAAUAUUCUGGUCAAAAGUGCUCUGCAUGCUCCAGGGCAUAUGUGCCAAAGUCUCUCUGGCCCAAGAUUAAAGAGGGACUUAUUUCAGUAAGAGAUCAACUUGUUAUUGGUGAUGUAACUGAUGUCAAGUCUUUUACCUCUGCUGUGAUUGACAAGGCUGCCUUUGAUCGUAUCAAGAGUUACAUUGAUUAUGCACGCAGCAGCAAUAAACAUGAAAUUAUUGGUGGAGGUCAAUAUGACGAUAGUCAAGGAUACUUUGUGCAGCCUACUAUCAUUGUGUGCAGUGACCCAACAGACAAAAUUAUGAAAGAGGAGAUUUUUGGACCAGUUUUGUCUAUUUAUGUUUAUGAAGACAAGGAUGCAGAGUCAGUCAUGGAAACUUUGAGCACUGUCAGUCCAUAUGCUCUUACUGGAGCAGUUUUUGCUCAGGAUGAAAAGUUUGCAAGAAGUGCCAUUGAGAAGUUGAAAAUGACUGCAGGAAACUUUUAUGUCAACGAUAAGUCAACUGGUUCUGUCGUCGGCCAGCAGCCUUUUGGAGGUGCCAGAAUGUCAGGUACCAAUGACAAAGCUGGUGGGCCCCAUUAUGUCCUUCGCUGGGCCAAUCCUCAGUCAGUCAAGGAAACUUUUGUACCUCUAACUGAUGUGACCUACCCAUACAUGCAAGGGUAAAGAGAAAUGUUUCAGUGUUAUUAAUCUGUGAUAGGAGGAAGAAAAACAUGUUUUAGAGGGCAAUGUUAACAUUCUUAUUUUCUUUUUUUGCAAUGUAGACUUUCCACCCUAUUGGUAUGUGUGUCUUGUGGUCUUUAUUGUUUUGUACUUGUGUUUCCUUGUUUCAUAUCACCCAUUGAACAGCAAUGUCUUUUAAAGUGAUCACUAUCUCUGUGAAUUUUACUUUUAGUGGAUUGAAAGUUCAGCAGCAGAAAGGUUUAUUUUAUCUGAACACUACUGGUCUCUCCAGAUCCUAAGCUUUCUGAAAGACAAAGUUUUCUUAUGCAUUCUUGCAUAAAGUAUUAACCAUAGUGUGGGAGGAUUAUCUUAUUUUUGUAAUUUGCCGCUUAAUAAGGUAUCUUUGGUUACAUUGAUUCCCCUUUAGGGUUGCAUAAGCAUAACUGACCUAGCAUAUGCAUCAAAACUUGGCUAAUUCAAAAUCUGAUUUACUAAUUCAUUACAUAGUGUAUUUAAAACAAAUGCCCAGUUUAGGUGAUUAUAUGUCUUCUUUGCCUUGACUUUGCGUACUGCUGUUUUGAACAACACUUAGUCACCCUAGUCAAACUAAGUUAAUGAAAUGGUUCUUCUGCAAGCAAUAUUUGCCAAAGAUUUAUUGUGCUGUCCCUUUUGUGUUUUAUCCUUAAGUUUACUUUUCUUUUGGGCAAAGUCUUUUCUGAAAUGAUGGGUAGUUUGGUAUUUCUGUAUGUAUUUGUUUUAACUGAAAUCAAACCUAUGCCUGAUUAUUAUCUUCAAAAGAUCAACUUAUUUUUCCAGUUUUGAAUACUGACACGUGUAAUACUUCCUGUACAGUGGAUGUUGUUCAUUGGGCAAAUGUUCGAGUUUGAACUUCAUAAAACUGUAAUUUUUGAUAAAGUCCCAUUUUAAGUGCUGUGCUAUGGAAAGAUUAUCAAAAUCAGUGUUUCUCUUUCUCUGUUUUUAAUUUUCUAUGAUUUGGUAGAAUGACCUACCCGCCUUUUUCAUUUUAAGAAUGCGAACAAGAUAGAAAUUGUGCUGUUACAUUUUGUUGAAUGUUGGGGAUUGGAUUAAUUAUGUUCGUUGUGAUGUUACUGCCUCUGUCUUUUGCUCUCUUGAUAUGGCUUGUCUACUUUAUAUUUAUGGAACAGGUUUGGAAGAUUUUCUUAUCAUGAAAAGUUGAGUACUAUUAAGUAAAGUAAAUAUUUAGCAAAAACUGAGAAAGACGUGCUGGGCAAUGUUUGUAUAUGAGACCAUCUUUGUACAUUGUAUGUACAUAACUUUGUUCUAUAUGACCUUUGGAAAAGGCUUACUGAGACUGUUCACUAAAAUACAAACUGGUAUGUUUUGAUUGUCCUCUUGGAUCAAUAUUUUUUAAUCAAGUUCAGUUUUUUGCAACUCUUGAACUCUGAACCCUUCAGCUCCUAUUGUUUGUUCUUUUAUUUUGAAAACUUUUGUUAACUUUAUUUUUGUAUUUGUGGUGCAGAUCAACUUCAUGGUUAGAGGUUUGCUAAUCAAUUCCAAACUUUUGUGAUGUAUAAAGUUCCAUGUCUUAGAUACAUUUUACUUUUCAAGAAAUAUUAACUGUUCCCUGUGAAUAACCGCUUAUGUGACAGUAUACAGAAGUACAAGGAAUGUUUUUUUUCUUUUUCAAGACUAUGUCAAUAUAUAGCAUCUAUAUAUAUAUUGAGUGGUUGUAUAAUGAGUUUGUGUUAAAGAGCUAAAGCGAGUAAGGUAGGCAGCUUUAUAUUUGGUAAGUAGGCACUUGUUUUGAGGCGCUUUAUUGGCAACAGUUUAUUUUAACCAUUAAAUAAGUAGGGUUUGUUUUUAAUUUUUUUGUUUAAAAAUUAAACUACAAAGAUUUACUUUCUUAUAUUGCAUCCAUCGGCAUUCGCAAGACAAUAAAGCUGUUACAAGAUUUUUAAAGUAGACAA
Molecule: messenger RNA, 3612 nt
Organism: Frankliniella occidentalis (western flower thrips)
Lineage: Eukaryota; Metazoa; Arthropoda; Insecta; Thysanoptera; Thripidae
Gene: P5CDh1
Product: delta-1-pyrroline-5-carboxylate dehydrogenase, mitochondrial
Cellular component (GO): mitochondrial matrix
Molecular function (GO): L-glutamate gamma-semialdehyde dehydrogenase (NAD+) activity
Source: RefSeq, a predicted model, not a curated record